Melitaea cinxia (Glanville fritillary) is the source of this 2963-nucleotide messenger RNA. RefSeq lists its product as uncharacterized. Bases 16 to 2814 code for a protein of 932 amino acids. Gene Ontology annotation, biological process: regulation of G protein-coupled receptor signaling pathway; intracellular signal transduction; G protein-coupled receptor signaling pathway. The transcript has 12 exons. The record is from RefSeq and is a predicted model, not a curated record. Lineage: Eukaryota; Metazoa; Arthropoda; Insecta; Lepidoptera; Nymphalidae.
CACCCUCACGACAACAUGGAACUCGCGGACGUGCCGAGGCACAGACCCCUCGCUUUCGAUAAGAUGGAAAAUUUGAUAAAAGAGAUGCAGGAUCCAGAAACCGGCGUACCAGUUCGGAGUCAAAAAUUGUUUCUUAGUGUUAUACCUUCGGCUUUUAUGGGAUAUGAUCUUGUUGAAUGGCUUAUGGAGCGAUUUAACCUAGAUGAAACUAGUAACGUUGAAGCAAUACAUUUAGCCAAUCAACUAUGUCAAUAUGGUUACUUCUUUCCUGUCAACGAUUCGAAAAACCUUGUGUUAAAGGAUGAUUCUUCUCUUUAUAGAUUUCAAAGUCCUUACUAUUGGCCAUGGCAAGGUCCACGCGUUGCGGGAGCCGGCUCGAGCGCGCCCACGCUCGGGCCCGACAACGUGGAGUACGCCAUCUACCUCGUCAAGCGCACACUACGAAACAAACAGCGCCACGGUCUUGAAGACUAUGAGCAAGAAGCGCUCGCUAACUUGAAGAAGAACCUUGCCGCCAAAUGGGACUUCAUUACUAUGCAGGCGGAGGAGCAGGUUCGACUGGCAAAAGAUCGGAAGAAAGGUGACAAGAUAGUGAGCGACAGUCAAGAACGCGCCUACUGGCGAGUGGCGCGCCCUCCGCCCGGUGUGCCGAGCGCGCUCGAACCCUGCCCCGUACCGGUGCGCGCUCGACAUCCGCGCCUCAAGAAGCGCUCGAUGCAGCAACUUACACGAGAGAUCGAGCUUCUUAAAGCUAGUUUAGAUCGUACGAGAGUAAAAACUUCUAUCGCACUUGAUGCCCUAGUAGCGUACACAGAAACCUUCGCCGCAUACGAUACCUGGCUAACACCACCACAACCUUCUAAUCCUUGGAUAAGUGACGACACACUCUUCUGGCAGAUCAACAGUCCUAUUGUGGAAGUUCCAAGUGAAAAGCGCGUGCAGAGAUGGGCACUUUCCAUGGAAGAAUUGGUAUCGGAUCCAACUGGACUACAAGAAUUUACUAGUUUCCUUCGAAAAGAAUAUUCUCAUGAGAAUAUUCGAUUUUGGCUGGCUGUAAUGGAUUUACGACGAAGUAGUACUAAACAAAUUCCCAAAAAACUCGAUGACAUUUAUGAGGAGUUCCUAAAGCCAGGCGCACCUUGCGAGAUAAACAUCGACGGUGCAACAGCGGAACGGGUAGCGGAAGGUAUCCGCAGUGGUUCUCGGUAUGCUUUGGACCACGCAGCGGAUCACGUCUACGGACUACUGCUCAAAAAGGACUGCUAUCCGCGUUUCAUCCGUUCAGACCAUUUUCAACGGCUACUCACUGAGGGACGAAAUGUUCAUCAGAAGAAAGCCAAAUUUUUCAAUUUCGGCGGGCAGGUGAAAAAGAAGCCUGGUUCUACAAGCGGCAGCGGUGGCAGUGGUAGCGCGGCGCUCUCUCGGCGCCGCGGCUCCGACCGCUCGCUGUCAGGCUCCGCCCACGAGCUCGCCGUGUGCGCGGUGCAGCCCCCUCGCGCACCCGACCCGCCGCCUCACAGCCACAGCCAGUCCAACCUCUGCGAUAUCCCCUUUAGGGAUCCCCUCGACGAUGAUACCGCUGACGUGCUUCCUUGGGAGAGUGCAACACGAGAUACGUCAUACGGAACGACGAGACGAAGACAAGAUUCGACAGCUGAUUCCGGCAGCUCCUCGUCGGACGUCAGCGCGGCGGUGGUGGCGAGCGAGCGCACGCGGCGGCUGCCGCAGCAGAGCACGCUGGACGGCGGGCUGCGGGGCGCGCCGCCGCCGCUGCGGCGCCUGUCGGCCGUGGAGCCGCGCCACCUCGCGCCGCUCACGUCGCCCCCGCACUCCCCGCGGCAGCCGCGCGUGGCGCCCGCUCCACCCGUCGUGGCGGCACCACUACCGCACCAUCCGACACCCACAAUAAGCGUCAGUUCGGCACCAGACGACGAAUCGGCAGAGUCACCUACCAGAACAGCCUCGCCCGACGACCGUCGCUCUAUAGCUCACUCCGAGGAGCCAUCGUCGGUGUUCGCCUCCGCAGACGUAACGCCCACUGAACCUGCUCAAGUAUUCGCUGAACGUUGCGCGAUGGUUGUAGACGCUAAGGAGGCCGGCAAUACUAAUACUAAUGUUUUAAGCGUGGAUGUACGAACGUCAUCUAUCGAGGUGCCGACAGCUACCGCAUCGGUGGAAUCUAACGUUGACUCGCAUACAGAAUCGAACAAGACUUGUGAAAAGCCAAAGGCAAAUUCACAGACGGACUCGAAAAAGGAAAUAACGCAAUCAUCCGAGGAUGAUGUUGCGUCCGUACGUCUGCCGUCCCGAGAGCCGUCAGAGACGCGAGAUAUUCCUCCGACGACCAGCAAGGAAGAAAUUGUAGAAAGAAAGGAAGAGGAAGUAAAAAAGAAAGAGAAGGAAGGCGAGACCGCAAGUGUUAUGUCGAGUGUUGUAUCGGUGUCGGAGUGUAGUAAGACGGAAGGUCCGGAGGUGACAACUGGUGCCCUUUCGGCAGGGCGAGCGCCCGUGGCGCCGCUUGCUGUCUGCGAGGACAUCGGUGUCGACGAUGACAACGUAGACAAAGUGCCUUCGGUGCCACCGCAAAGACUCUCCGUAGAUUCCAAAGCGGCGUCCGAGUCAGACGCGACAAAAAAAAUUGCUCAUAGAGACGAACUGUCGUCGGUUUCUGAAUCCGAUAUUGUUAUGCGUGAUAGUAAAAGUGGAGUCAGUGAGCGUAAGCAGCGAAACGACAUUUGUCCCUGGGAGGACGAGAAUCCCUGCGAGAGCGAUACUCCGUUCGUUAAAACUUACGCUACACUCGGCUACUUAUAGUUUAUAUAUGUAGAUAAAAAAUCAGAAUGUUGUAAUGUCAGGGUUUAAGUAAAUAAUUUUUAUGUUUCAGUAAUAAAAUGUAGAUUAAAUUAUUAUAAUUAUGUAACUAUACGAAUACUUUGAAGUAAAUGAUCGUUAACUAUUAGAAA